Clunio marinus is the source of this 180-nucleotide messenger RNA. The record is from the annotation of a GenBank genome assembly. NCBI's taxonomy places the organism in Eukaryota, Metazoa, Arthropoda, Insecta, Diptera, Chironomidae.
AUGAGUUCUCAACUCAACAAGAAAUUGGUUCUUGAAAUCUUCACAUUCACGAUGCUUAGAUAUGCAUGGGAAAAGAACACGAAGCAACGAAAGCAACCAAAAAGAAAUGAACUUUCUGUUAUUCUUUGUCUUCUCAUCUCACUUCUUCGCUAUAGCAUGAAUUGUCAAAAGUUGUCAUAA